AACACCCCGGCGGCGCGUACGUGACGUCGUCAACACUGCAGUCUCUCACUAGCAGCUGCAGUAGCAGAAACACAGCACGCCCAUCAAAACCUCUGUACUUCCAAGCAGCUAACUUUGAAGAAAAAGGGAAGAACCAUAAUGGCGUUGGCAUCUUCCCCACUGGACCCAGAUCUCAUGAGGGAGGUUCUUGAAUGCCCUAUCUGCCUUGAGACCUACAACCAGGACCAAAUGAGACCUAAACUCCUGCAGUGUGGUCAUACAGUCUGCCGGCAGUGUCUAGAGAAGCUGUUGGCUAAUACCAUCAAUGGUGUCCGCUGCCCCUUCUGUAGCAAGGUCUCCCGUAUGAGCAGUAUCUCCCAGCUGGCUGAUAAUCUCACUGUGCUUAAGAUCCUAGAUUGUACUAUGUCCUGCAGUGCUGCUGCUGCUGCCCUCAUGUGCAAGUCCUGCUGCAACCGUCUACCACGACAGUACUGCCAUGACUGUGCCAUAGUCCUCUGUGAGCUCUGUAAAGGGGAGGGCCACCUGCAUCAAGGCCAUACAGUCCAGCCGAUAAGGGUGGCUGCUGAACAGCGUCGUAAAGAACUGGGUGGCAAGCUAGCUGCUCUGCGUGAUGUUAUGGGUGAAAUUCAGAAGAAAAAGACAGCUAUUGAAAAUAUUUCCAAGUCUUUGAGACUAAAGUACCGAGCAGUGCAUCAGGACUAUACUACAGCUGAGCUACGUCUGCAAGAGGAACUCAGCAAGUCUCGAAGGACAUUCACAGCUUCCAUGGCAGAAGUGGAAAAGCUCAAUGGGCAGGUCCUGGAGGACCAGACAUAUCUCCUUAACAUUGCUGAGGUAAAAGUGGUGUCACGCUGUGAUUAUCUGACAAUGCGGGUGAGGCAGAGUGAUAUUGCCUUGCUAAAGGAUGAUGGUGGAGGCAGUGAUGAUGAGGAGCUGGAUCUGAGAAGCAGCUUGCCUACAACGUUUCAGCUUCAAGCUCCUGAGUUAGUCCGAACAGAGCAUUCUAAGCCUUUGGAAGUGGGCCAAUUGACCACAAACACUUACACUGUCAAUACAGAUGAGGAGGAGAGUGGGUUGGAUGUUGCACUUGAAGGUGAUUUAGAGGGUGUAGCUGGGGCAGCAGGGGCUACCAGUGGUGCAAUGGGUGCUUCAGUGGAUCUUUACAGAGAUAUUGACAUGGUAGCAGCUGUAGAGGAGGCAGUAUGUGGUUCACCAAGCAGCUUUAAGUCAAAGUCCAUGGAUGCAGGUGGAGGAUCACCUGGAGGAGCUGGGGCAAGUGCAGGGCCCCCUGUCUGUCAGUUUGUGAAGAAGAUGGGCUGUAAGGGAACUCUACCUGGUAUGUUCAAUUUACCCGUCAGCAUCUGCGUAACACCACAAGGAGAAGUGCUGGUGGCCGACCGUGGCAACUACCGUGUCCAGAUAUUUAAUCGCAAAGGUUUCCAGCGUGAAAUCCGCCGCAACGCCAGUAGCAUAGACAACUUUGUCCUGAGCUUCCUUGGGGCUGACUUGCCUAACCUCAUCCCCUUAUCUAUUGCUGUCACUCCUCAAGGCCUGAUUGGAAUCACUGACAACUACGAUAACUCAGUUAAAGUGUACACUAUGGAUGGACACUGCGUGGCUUGCCACAAGAACCAGCUGAUUAAACCCUGGGGUAUCACUGCCAUGCCAUCAGGCCAGUUCGUGGUGUCAGAUGUGGAAGGUGGGAAGCUGUGGUGUCUGGCAGUGGACCGCAACGUGGGUGUGGUCAGCUACAACCGACUGUGCUCUGCUGUGCGGCCAAAGUUUGUGACAUGCGAUGCAGCCGGAACAGUGUAUUUCACCCAGGGCCUGGCCCUGAACUUUGAGAAACGCCACAACGAGCCCCACCUGGAGGGUGGCUUCUCCAUUGGUUCAGUGGGUACUGAUGGCCAGCUGGGCAAACAGCUCAGCCAUUUCUUCUCAGAGACAGAGGACUUCCGCUGUAUCACUGGCAUGUGUGUGGAUGCCAAUGGGGAUUUACUGGUAACAGACAGUGGCAGGAGAGAAAUCCUCCAGUUUCCCAAAGAGGGUGGAUUCAAAAUUCUCAUUCAGGAAGGACUUACCUGUCCUGUGGGAGUGGCCACCACCCAAAAAGGACAGCUGCUAGUUCUGGAUUGUUGGGACCACUGUGUCAAAGUCUACUCAUACAUUCAGAGGAGGCACUCCUCCACUUCUUAGAGGAACAAUCCAGUCUAUCUGCACAUAAGCACGAGAGGUUUAAUAGGUACGUGUCGGUAGGUGUGUAGGGAAGUUUGGAAAAGGUAGAAAACAGACUAUUAUCUGUCACUUUAGUUUGGCUUCAAUCCAAACAAUUCUCACUCCAGCUUUCACUGGGUUAUUAAAUUCUAGUCAGUUUGGUUCAGUUUAAAACUUACUGGAUUUAAAUUUAAUAGCUCAAAUUGAAAUCAGCUACUUAAGCUGCCUCUUACCUGGUUAUUUUAAUGGAUCACAACACUAAAGCAAACCUUACAAUAUUUUUACUGGCACAAGUUGUCACAUUAAAAUAAGAGAAGCCAUUGAUGUCAAAGCCAAUGCAGACACAAAGUACAGAUGAUUUUCCCUCUUCUAUUACUGGCUGCUUUAUCCACCAUUCAGCCUGACUCUGAGUGAUGCAUGGCUUUCACUGAUUUGGCUCAGCUUUGCAAAAGAAAACGGGAGGAAGAAGAGCUGAAAAUGUAUUUACAUAUGAAAUAAAGCAUACCAAGGCUUUUGGCCUGUGAAGCACUUUAUUAUCGACACGUCACUGUUUCCUCGUUUUAGGUUUUAGUAGCACAGACUAACAUUGAUGUUGCUGAAUGCAGCUGGCAGCUUUAAAAGUUUACUGUGCAGUUAGCUAAUGGCAAAGCAGUAACCAAGUAUCAGCACUCAUUGAAUUGCAUUCAGUAACAUUCAGGGAACAUUAAGUGUAGAAUAUUAAAUUACCUGCAGGAAAGAGGGUUGACCUAUAAAAUCGCAACAAAUCCUGUGGAGGAAACCUGGGUAAUAUUGGGCAAUGGUAAUAUAUCAUUAACUGGGAUCCUGGGGAUUACAUAACAUUUUUUGCUGAGGUUGUCAGCCCAUUAUAGGAAAAAAGAAGACCCCAUUAUCUGGUAAAUUAGUCUGUUUAUUUUUGUUAUAGAUUCUUUGAGGAUUGAGUUAGUGGAAUCAGAAUUGGGGUUACUGAUGUUUAAUUUAUAGACUGCAUCCUAUUACCAUUUUCUUUCUGGUCCUUAUUAAUACUGUCAAGCUAGCCUGUGUACAUCAGCCACAACUUGAGUAACCAGUUGAGAACAAAAUGGAGCAGUAUAUCAGCUCCAAUGACAUUUUCAGAGCAGAGGUUACUGACAUCUAUUGUCUGAUCUACAAAGCCAAUUAUUCAACCUUCUGCUAGUGACUUCCCAGCCACAGUCUCACUCACUAGGUCACUGAGAGACAAGUUGAAGUAAUGUCUGCAAGAUAAAAUUCCUGUCAACGAAACAUCUCACCCACCUUGAUUUCAGACCUCUGAAUCUCCUGCUUGCUUUUUGUUUAAUCUGCGGCACUGAAGUUAGUGUUGAGCCGUUUUACACAUGAUUACAGAUACUGUAGCCUCUCCUCCUGCUCUCCAUCAACUCCUACUUGAAUAUAUCCAUGGCACCAUUUAGGUCAGUGCCUAGAAGACUUGCUCAAACUGUCAGACAGAGCUAUGUCCAUUAAUAAAAGAGCAGUGUCCAAUAAUAGUAGCAAAGUCCUAUGGUCCCAGACGACCUUUGUAACUUGCAAGGCCCUAAAUGCGUAAGACAGGGUCUCUUGGCUCUGUUUGUUUUUUCCUUAUGGGCUUACUGUCAAUUACAUUACACAACUGCCUUCACAUUACUACUGUUUCUAUGCCAAUACAACCAAAUAACUAAAUAACUUCAACACCCAGACCACAUCAAGCAUAAGGGUACAGCAGACAUCUACAACUUUAUAAUGUUUAAAAACUUUAUUCAAAGCUAAUGUUUAUUCAAGAGAGCCUGUUCCAUGCCAUUGUUUUCUCUGAUGUGGACUGUGGUUACACUGGGCGUGCCCUAGCUAGAGUGUUCAUAAUAGCACUGCUAGGAUAAUGAUGAGUGAAAACUCUGCAUCAAAGGACAAACAUGGCUUUGUUACACUGGGAUGUUGGUUCCGUGUUGCUGUGUCUCUCUCAGGUCUCUAUUCAACACUAGAAAACUGCGACCUGAGUUCUCAAGUGUUGGUAGAUAUGGUAAAGACAACAGCCAUAUACAGUGUUUUUCUAGUUAGUGCUAGUGUUAGCUAAAACUGCUCUGUCAUAGGCAUGCAUUUUAUGUAUUAUUUUACCAUGUAAAUUAAUUGAAUUUUUAAGUCCAUAAGCAUGAGAAAGAUGAUGCUUCCAGGUAAAAUACAAUAAAUGACACCUUUAAUUAAAUUUUUUGUGGCCUAAAUAUGGGGAAUCAAGUUAAUCAUUGAAACCUGUCUAAUGAUAUUCUAUGUCCAUAAAUCCAUAAUUCCAUAAAUCGUAAAUAUGCCUGCUCUGAGGCAAUAAGUAUCUUCCAGUCCAGUUUUGCUCACGUGAGCAGAACUACUGACUCAGUCUCAGCCUUAAAAAUAAAUAAUUUCACAAAGCUGACCUUAACUGCACCUGGAGCCCUAUUAAAUAGCAACAUAUGAAUAUAUGUAUCUAAGAAUCAAACUGUAUCAUAAAAACACAUUGUGUUUUUAAUAUUUCCACAUCAACAAAAAGAUUAGGAGAAAAUAAUAGAACUGAAUUUAAGUAUCAGGUGAAGUCUGUCACUGUCAUUUCCUUGUGCUUUUGUUUUACAUGAUGUAUUUGUUUUAUUGAUAAGUCAUGUUAUAUCUCAACACUAAAUAGACUAUGAUUCAAGAUAGACUCAGCUGCAUGACAACCUCAACAUAUCUAUUUUUUUUCCAGUACUCACACUUUAAUAAUGUGCUCAAUAGAAGUAGUCAUUACUAGAAAAUAUUCCGACUUACAAUGACAGAAAAAUGCAUAAAAUCCUAGAAAAAUCAAGUGUCCUUGUGUCAGUGUGCUCAACAUCGGAGUGUCUCACCUCAUCUGAAUAUGUUUUAUUAUAUGUCAUUGAAGAGAAGUUAUUUCCUUGCAUACUUCCUCAGAAUUUAUUAAUUUAUACUAUUGUUCACAAACCAAA
This is a messenger RNA of Lates calcarifer (barramundi perch), 5147 nucleotides long. RefSeq names its product tripartite motif containing 32 (gene trim32). The transcript has 2 exons. Bases 139 to 2196 code for a protein of 685 amino acids. The record is from RefSeq and is a predicted model, not a curated record. Gene Ontology annotation, molecular function: zinc ion binding; protein binding. Lineage: Eukaryota; Metazoa; Chordata; Actinopteri; Centropomidae.